This is a messenger RNA of Eruca vesicaria subsp. sativa (arugula), 1466 nucleotides long. The record is from the annotation of a GenBank genome assembly. NCBI's taxonomy places the organism in Eukaryota, Viridiplantae, Streptophyta, Magnoliopsida, Brassicales, Brassicaceae.
AAACGAACCAAAGUUUUGAUUUUGAGCAGAUGGGUGGAUCAGGAAACUGGAUUAAAUCACUAUUAUCUCACAGAAAAAACGUUCAUGAUCAUCAGCAGGAGAAGUUAAGCAGCAAGAAGAAAUGGAAGCUGUGGAGGCUUUCAUCAGAGAGCUUCACAUCUUCUUCCACCUCCUCCAAAGAAUGUUUUCUCAACCGCCGUGGAAGCUAUGGACUUUCUUCUCUAGGCUCAGAGCCACCUUCCUUCUCUGCUGAUGAGGCUUUUGCUGUGGCUAUGGCAGCUCUCAUUCGAGCUCCUCCUAAGGACUUCUUAUUGGUUAAAAGAGAAUGGGCUUCAACAAGAAUCCAAGCUGCUUUUCGUGCUUUCUUGGCAAGACAGGCGUUUAGAGCUUUGAAGGCUGUAGUGAGAAUCCAGGCGAUAUUUCGUGGUAGACAAGUUAGGAAACAAGCAGCUGUUACACUUAGGUGUAUGCAAGCUCUUGUUCGUGUUCAGUCUCGUGUUAGAGCUCAUCGUAGAGCGCCUUCAGACUCUAUUGAAGUGAAAGAUCCUGCAAAGCAGAGCGAGAAGGGUUGGUGUGGUAGUCCAAGAAGUAUCAAGGAAGUGAAAACUAAGUUACAAAUGAAGCAAGAAGGAGCUAUUAAGAGGGAGAGAGCUAUGGUGUAUGCUCUUACACAUCAGUCGAGGACGUGUCCAAGUCCAAACGCAAGAUCAAACAAGAAUCAUGGUUUGCGCAAGAACGGUCCUGGUUGGAACUGGUCUGAAAAGUGUAGUGACAGCAGCGUAUCGUCUGAACAUGAGACCGUAAAAGUCAGGAAGAACAAUCUUACUUCAACUAGAGUUCUUGCUAGACCUCCUCAUCUUCAUCUUCCUCAGGUUUCAUCUGGCACAAGUUCAGAUUCUUUACACGACGAGACAUCAAUCUCGUCAACAUCUCAAUCACCAGUUGCAUCCUCCGGCAGUGUCCUUGAAAGUGGUGGGUAUUAUAGAAAGCCGAGCUACAUGAGCCUGACACAAUCUACUCAAGCCAAGCAGAGACAGUCAGGAUUAUCUUGCAGUGGUGAUGCAAGAAGCAGUGCUGGUUCAGAACAGUGUACUGAUCUUUACCCACAGGAGAUAGUAACUGGAAGACAUCUCUGGGCCAAGAGCCAGCGAAGCUAAAAAAAAUAGAGUUAUGUUUGUUUCUUUUCAAGUCAAUUUCAACAGCCUGUUGGUUUCUCCUUCUAUCUUGUUCCAGGAACGGUUCCUGCGAAACAUAUACGAACUAUAGAUACAGAAACAGCUUCUGUGUACCGUUUACAUGUAAGAAUAUUGUUGAGAGUUACUUAAGCUUGAAGUGUUUGGCUACAUAAGCCACUUCUCAGUAACUUGGAAUCUGAGUUUUUGUUACUUCUUUUGUUGUCUAAACCUGUACUAUGGAUGCAUUUCAACUUUUACUUGAAUAUAUCAAGAACUCGAAAUAGACUUAUC